Molecule: messenger RNA, 1318 nt
Organism: Planococcus citri (citrus mealybug)
Lineage: Eukaryota; Metazoa; Arthropoda; Insecta; Hemiptera; Pseudococcidae
Product: transcription termination factor 4, mitochondrial-like
Exons: 1
Coding region: 258-1262 (334 amino acids)
Biological process (GO): regulation of DNA-templated transcription
Molecular function (GO): double-stranded DNA binding
Source: RefSeq, a predicted model, not a curated record
CAGGGAUUAGAAUUUUUUUCUUCGAAUCAGAGCUUUUUGUGUUUUUAUUUUCGUUCGUCUUCUCUCUCUCUCUUCUUCGUUAUCACUAUGUGAAAAAAGUGGUGAUUAAAAAGUGAAAAUCCGGGUAAAAACUUUUUUAAAAACUUCAUCACUCUCCGAUUUUUCAGUUUUCGCUUUUAAAUGUGCCUAACAUUUAGUGCCGAACACUUCACUAUCGUUAUUUCGUAGUUCAGCGAAUUCACUUUCAACAUAAUACCAUGAGAAGAUUUUUCACACCGCUUCAGCUUUUGAAGCAACACAGCAGCCGAGGUGUAGCUCAAGCUCAACCAACUAACCUUAAGAAAAUUCCGAAAUUCAAUCCUCAAAAUCAAAACCAUCUCGCUCAAGCUAUAGCCGAAGCAUCGAUGAAUCAAAAUAAAUUCAUGAGAAAGGAGUACGACAGAGAAACGUUUGUAAAGCAGUUCCCUAGAGCAACGGCUAUUCUGAAUAUAUGUAAAAGUUACGAACUGAAUGAAGAAAGCAUCAUGGGUGCGAUAGAACGAAAUCCCGAUGUAUUAGAUUUUGACCUUUCGAAUAUUUCGGUGAUUCUUCAUCAAUUCCAACAACUCGGUUUUGGUAGAAAUGCUGUUUCAACCAUAAUUUCGCAAUAUCCUCACGUCUUGCAAUACAAAGAAAAUGAUUUAUCAAACACUAUGGAUGCCUACCGAAAAAAACAUUUUGGCGAACGAUUCAUUAUCAAGCUAUUAGUUUCGUAUCCGUUGCUGUUUUCACUAAGUGAUGAGGAAAUUAUGAAUAGACUUAGUAGAAUCAAUUACUUGAUGCAAAAUAGAAUCAGCAGAACAACUAAUUUAUUACUGCGUAAUCCUUCGCUCAUGUGUUGCGAUUGGAAGGAGGUCGAAGAAAAAUACGAAUAUUUGUACAAAACGAUGCGUGUUGUUGAAAAAGAUAUUAGUAGAUCGCAAGCGCUGACUUUACCACUAUCACAUACCAUACUUCGACACACGUUUCUCGAUCGAGCUGGUGUAUACGUCAGACCUACGUUGAAGGAUGAAAAAAAGGGUUUGAUUGAUCGCAAAAAUCCAUCUUUGGCGGAUAUAGUUGAUACGAACGAUGCGGAAUUUGCGCGAAGAGUGGCCAAAGUUUCAGUUGCUGAAUUUGAAGUUUUCAAAACCCUUAUGCAUUACGAAGAUGAGUUGGAAAAUGACGAAGAUGAUGAUAGCGAACUAAAUUUAUCUAGCGAAUUUGAUGCAGAAUCUAAGUAGUUUAUUGUUGUGAAAAUGUUUUAAUGUUCCAAAUAAACCAUUUCUAAAAAUUUUUA